CACUGGGUGACGAGGGGUUCAAAUCUCCAAUGUGACACCAGUUCCGUCGACUUUGCAGAUACGCCUUACUGACAAGAGCCACAGAGCCCAAAACCUCGAUGAACCAGAGAUUCCCAUCGGUUGGGAAUCUAAUAGUCUUCAUUAUACAGUAUCAAAUAAACUACACUGUUCCACUCAGUUUGUGUACCAUUUUGAUCGAUAUUCACCUUCGUAAUCCUUUCAAAAAAUUCUACUUCCAGGUUUCCAGUGGAGAAUAUUCAAUUUCAGACAGUUUUACUGAUGGUGACUCAUCAUCUGAAAUGUCAGAAAGUCAACCAGGGGGCUUGAACAGACGUUUGCAAAGAAAAAGUCAUCAUUAUGAUAAUGGGCCAAUAAAGUACCGUGAGGGUGAAGUAAUGGGAUUUGUAUCGACCAAUGUUUAAAUCUACUUUUCCAGACUAAUGUUUAUCAAAAUGUUAAUGUGUAUUUUCUGUAAAUGAAUGCUAUAGAAAUGUUUUAAACUGAAUAUACUAUUUAUUAAACCG
This is a messenger RNA of Heterobilharzia americana, 524 nucleotides long. The record is from the annotation of a GenBank genome assembly. NCBI's taxonomy places the organism in Eukaryota, Metazoa, Platyhelminthes, Trematoda, Strigeidida, Schistosomatidae.